GGAAGUGGAAGCCGUCCUGUUCUUCCACCGACCGACACAACUGACACGCACUCACCGGUCACCACGGCGUCGCUUCCCUGCUCGCUCGGUGCUGGUUUAUGUUGGGCCGCUUGCUCGGUAACGCGUCGCAGAGCUUGUUGAAGCGGGUGUCGCACAUCAUGAAGCCGCAGGUUAUCUUCGUCCUGGGCGGGCCCGGCGCCGGCAAAGGGACGCAGUGCUCCAAAAUAGUGGAGGCCUUCAACUACACUCAUUUGUCAGCUGGAGAUUUGCUGAGGGCAGAGCGAGGUAGAGAAGGGUCUGAGUUUGGACAGCUCAUCGAUAACUAUAUCAAAGAAGGCAAAAUCGUCCCGGUGGAGAUCACCAUCAGCUUACUCAGACAGUCCAUGGCAGAGACGAUGACCAAAGACCAGACAAAGAACUAUUUCUUAAUCGAUGGCUUCCCUCGUAACGAGGACAACCUGCAGGGCUGGAAUCGGGUCAUGGAGGGCAAAGCAGAUGUCAAGUUUGUGCUUUUCUUUGACUGCAGCAACGAGGUUUGCAUCGACAGAUGUUUAGAAAGAGGGAAGAGCAGCGGACGGACAGAUGACAACAGAGAGAGCCUGGAGAAAAGAAUCCAAACCUACCUGAACUCUACGCGACCAAUCAUCGAGCAAUACCAGAAACACGGCAAAGUUCACACCAUCGACGCCUCCCGCUCCAUGGACGAGGUGUUUGCUGAUGUGAAAGCCAUCCUGAUCAAAGAACUUUGAUUUUCUCCCAACUGUCAGCAACAUUCAUUUAUGUUUUUAAGUUUCUUUUUAUCCACUGCGGUUCUACUUUAAUGCAUUUCUAUGUCCUUCCAGAUGAGUUUUUAUGUUUGUUUUCCUUUUGAUUUCCAUGUCUAAACACGACGCUGUUCGUGCGAACACGCCGCGUGAUGGUAGAAGUGAUGGAGUUGGGGGGGGUCGGGGUUCUGGGGGCCACAGGACGGGAGGAUAUGCCCAGCAGCUACUCGCUAUCGACCCGUUCAGCGCCUCUCCUCUCGAGACGCUUAUAAAUUUAUCAGCAGAACAUUUUGAUGCACUUCAUUGAAGAAAUAACAUAUGGGAAUAAAUAUGUAGAUGAAAAUGAAAUUUUUUUUGUAUGAUGUGUUUGAGGAGGAUUCAUAAAGAUGGAAAGUGAAAACAAAACAUUGAGGGGUUUUUUUGUAUAAUUUUGAUUAUGUUACCCACAUAUAGUUUACUGUUUAUAAUAAAAUUUCUAAUUCAUUUAAUUUCUUUUAUUGAGAAUAGCCAACUGAAACCUGAAAUCCCGUUUCAUUAGCCACAUCAGGCCAUGAUACUGUACACAACACAAUGUGUAGACAGCUGUGUUUCCAUUGAGCAUAUUUGUGCAAUUUGGCUUUUUGACAAUUAAUUGGCUCAAUAAAAACAUGAAAAUUUUGAAAAAAAAUAAUUUUUUUUUACCAAAAUGACAGGGGAAAAAAAUUCUCAUCACGAGUCACAUGAUCAACAACCGGAUGUAGCCACUGGUGCAAACCAUAAAGAAGAAAGAUCACGGAAGUAGCUAGAGGGUGAGCGUGAGCAUUUUUUAAAUAACCUAUCGCAAACUUAUUCUGUGUGAUUUUAAUUACUUUUCUAAUUGAAUGGAAGCACCACAAUUACAAAAUUGUGUUUUUUUCUACAUCAAAGUAAUAUUGACAAAGAUUUACACACAUUUUAUCGAAUGCAUUUUCACCUUAUGUACUUCCUGCUGCACGGACAUCAUGCAGUACAAUGUUGGUGUGGAAAGUUCUAGAACUCCAGACGUCCAAGAAGUUUAACACAUUCUAUAUCCAGAGGUUUAAACAGAACAGCUCAACGUACGGAGCAGAAGAUGUUUACUUGAUUAUGUAGAAAAUGUGUUUACAAAAAAAACAAAA
This is a messenger RNA of Poecilia reticulata (guppy), 1900 nucleotides long. It is a transcript of the gene cmpk1, whose product is annotated as cytidylate kinase. Gene Ontology annotation, molecular function: ATP binding. Gene Ontology annotation, biological process: pyrimidine nucleotide biosynthetic process; 'de novo' pyrimidine nucleobase biosynthetic process. NCBI's taxonomy places the organism in Eukaryota, Metazoa, Chordata, Actinopteri, Cyprinodontiformes, Poeciliidae. The record is from RefSeq and is a predicted model, not a curated record.